Pelmatolapia mariae (spotted tilapia) is the source of this 3023-nucleotide messenger RNA. RefSeq names its product transportin 2b (gene tnpo2b). The coding region runs from base 184 to 2853 and encodes 889 amino acids. The record is from RefSeq and is a predicted model, not a curated record. Lineage: Eukaryota; Metazoa; Chordata; Actinopteri; Cichliformes; Cichlidae. Gene Ontology annotation, cellular component: cytoplasm; nucleus. Gene Ontology annotation, molecular function: small GTPase binding; nuclear import signal receptor activity. Gene Ontology annotation, biological process: protein import into nucleus. The transcript has 24 exons.
UUGCAAGGCAUGCAAUCUCUGUCACAUACCAACUAGCAUAGCAACCACGUAGAUCUACUGCGAUUAGAAGUUUGUAUUUACCUACACAGACCGCGGAUAUAUAUAUUAUUUAAUGUUAGUUGGUACAUUGUAUCUGCGCGGUUGUCUGUAGGAAUAUAGAUCUACCACAUCGGAGAAACCAGGAUGGAGUGGCAGCCGGAUGAACAAGGUCUGCAGCAAGUGCUUCAGUUACUCAAGGAUUCCCAGUCCCCAGACACAGCAACACAGAGAGCUGUGCAAGAAAAACUGGAACAGCUUAACCAGUUUCCAGAUUUCAACAACUAUCUCAUCUUUGUUCUCACAAGCCUAAAAUCUGAAGAUGAGCCCACUCGCUCUCUGAGCGGUCUGAUUCUGAAGAACAAUGUGAAAGCUCACUACCAGAACUUCCCUCCCAAUGUGGCAGACUUCAUCAAACGAGAAUGCCUCAACAACAUCGGAGACCCUUCACCGCUUAUCAGAGCUACAAUCGGCAUUCUGAUCACGACCAUCGCCUCCAAAGGAGAGCUGCAGACCUGGCCAGAGCUGCUGCCUCAGCUCUGUAACUUGCUCAACUCGGAGGACUAUAACACCUGCGAGGGUUCUUUUGGAGCACUGCAAAAGAUCUGUGAGGAUUCAUCAGAGUUGUUGGAUAGCGAUGCUUUGAAUAGACCUCUUAACAUCAUGAUCCCCAAAUUCCUCCAGUUUUUCAAACAUUGCAGCCCCAAGAUCAGGUCCCAUGCUAUAGCUUGUGUGAACCAGUUUAUCAUUGGCCGAGCUCAGGCUCUGAUGGAUAACAUCGACACCUUUAUUGAAAGUCUGUUUGCUCUGGCCGGGGACGAGGACAGUGAAGUGAGGAAGAAUGUGUGCAGGGCUCUGGUCAUGCUCCUAGAAGUCCGAAUUGACCGUCUCAUCCCACACAUGCACAGCAUCAUCCAGUAUAUGCUCCAGCGGACGCAGGACCCAGAUGAGAACGUGGCCCUGGAGGCCUGUGAGUUCUGGCUGACACUGGCUGAACAGCCCAUCUGUAAAGAGGCCCUUUCUGGCCACUUGGUCCAACUGAUACCUAUACUGGUGAAUGGGAUGAAGUAUUCUGAGAUAGAUAUCAUUCUACUAAAGGGUGAUGUUGAAGAGGACGAGACGAUUCCAGACAGCGAGCAGGACAUCAAGCCUCGCUUCCACAAGUCCCGCACUGUCACCCUGCAGCAUGAAGGAGGGGAGGGCGAGGAAGGGGAGGACAUCGAUGAAGAUGAGGACGAUGAUGAUGACACGCUGUCUGAUUGGAACCUACGGAAGUGCUCUGCUGCCGCUCUGGAUGUUCUUGCCAACGUGUUUCGUGAGGAGUUGCUGCCUCAUCUCCUCCCCUUGCUCAAAGGCCUGCUUUUCCAUCCUGAUUGGGUCAUCAAGGAGUCCGGCAUCCUGGUGCUUGGGGCUAUUGCUGAAGGAUGUAUGCAGGGUAUGGUACCUUACUUGCCUGAGCUUAUCCCUCACCUCAUCCAGUGUUUAUGUGACAAGAAGGCCUUGGUGCGCUCCAUUGCCUGCUGGACCCUCAGUCGCUAUGCCCACUGGGUGGUCAGCCAGCCCCCUGAUGCUCACCUCAAACCCCUCAUGACGGAGCUGCUCAAACGGAUCCUGGAUGGCAACAAGAGAGUACAAGAGGCUGCAUGCAGUGCAUUUGCCACUCUGGAAGAAGAAGCAUGCACAGAGCUGGUACCAUACCUGAGCUUUAUCCUGGACACCCUGGUUUUUGCUUUUGGGAAGUACCAGCACAAAAACCUCCUCAUCCUCUAUGAUGCCAUAGGAACACUGGCAGACUCUGUGGGACACCAUCUCAACCAGCCUGAGUACAUACAAAAGCUGAUGCCUCCACUGAUAGCCAAGUGGAAUGAGUUGAAGGAUGAGGACAAAGAUCUCUUCCCUCUGCUCGAGUGUCUGUCAUCUGUUGCCACAGCGCUGCAGAGCGGCUUCCUUCCCUAUUGUGAGCCCGUCUAUCAGCGCUGUGUUACCCUGGUCCAGAAGACCCUUGCUCAGGCCAUGAUGUACAGUCAGCAGCCAGAUCAGUAUGAAGCACCCGACAAAGACUUCAUGAUUGUGGCCUUGGAUCUUUUAAGUGGCUUGGCAGAGGGACUUGGAGGCCAUGUGGACACACUCGUGGCUCGCAGUAAUAUCAUGACCCUGCUUUUCCAAUGCAUGCAGGAUACGAUGCCCGAAGUAAGACAGAGUUCAUUUGCUCUGCUGGGUGACUUGACCAAGGCUUGCUUUCCUCAUGUCAAACCCUGUAUCGCUGAAUUCAUGCCAAUCCUCGGAACAAAUCUGAACCCAGAGUUCAUCUCCGUCUGCAACAACGCUACCUGGGCCAUAGGAGAGAUCUGCAUGCAGAUGGGAGUGGAGAUGCAGCCAUACAUUGCUAUGGUUCUGAACCAGCUGGUGGAGAUUAUUAAUCGACCCAAUACUCCCAAGACCCUGUUGGAGAACACCGCAAUCACCAUUGGCCGGCUGGGCUAUGUGUGUCCUCAGGAGGUCGCGCCCAUGUUGCCGCAGUUCAUCCGACCCUGGUGUACGUCUCUCCGAAACAUCCGAGACAACGAGGAGAAAGACUCCGCCUUCCGUGGGAUUUGCAUUAUGAUUGGCGUGAACCCUGGAGGUGUGGUGCAGGACUUCAUCUUCUUCUGUGACGCUGUGGCCUCCUGGGUUAAUCCUAAAGAUGACCUGAGAGACAUGUUCUACAAGAUCUUGCAUGGUUUUAAGGAGCAGGUUGGGGAGGAGAACUGGCAACAGUUUUCAGAGCAGUUCCCACCACUGCUGAAGGAGAGACUGGCAGCCUGCUAUGGGGUUUAGAUUCUCUACACCCACCUAAGAGGUGAGCCAGCAGGAGGAGGGUGAAUGGGAAACUCAUCCAUCUGUGUAUUGCACUGCCCUGAUCUGGGGGGAGGGAGAGGGAUGCUAUUGGCCGCUCCCCCUGAUGGACGGCCCCCACGCCCUAUGUGUUUGUCCAUAGAGGGAGGGUA